Messenger RNA from Silurus meridionalis, 5857 nucleotides. Its product is annotated as complement C3-like. Gene Ontology annotation, cellular component: extracellular region. Bases 93 to 5489 code for a protein of 1798 amino acids. The transcript has 43 exons. Gene Ontology annotation, molecular function: endopeptidase inhibitor activity; protein binding. Lineage: Eukaryota; Metazoa; Chordata; Actinopteri; Siluriformes; Siluridae. The record is from RefSeq and is a predicted model, not a curated record.
CAGGGGAAUUGUGCAAGACCCAUGUAGGAUGGUCGAAGAGGAGAGCGCACCUACACCUGCGUUUGCGUUGUCCGAUGUUGCUGUAGUACAGGAUGCAUCUCCUGUCUGUAAGGAUGUGUUUUUUAAUGCUGUUCUUCUGGAUUGUGUUUGUGUGUGUUUUUGCUCAGGUCAGCACCAGUAUUGAGGGACAUCCUCCUUUUCCUGACUAUAUUUACCCAUAUGUUCCUCAAGUACCACGGUUGUCGGACUUUGAACGCGACCCAAAGUUUGUUGUUGUUGCUCCAUCUAAGCUACAAGUGGGAAAUGAAGAAAAUAUCCUGCUGGAGGCGUUUGGACUUUCUGAGCCAGUCGUCGUUACUCUCUUGGUGUACGAUUAUCCACAGAGGUCUGUAAUGCUGUUGCAGGGAACGGUCACCCUGAACGUUGAUAAUAACUACAGCGUCCUCAAAACCAUAAAGAUACCUCCAAGAGCCCUGCAGCAAGAAACAAGAGUCAGCAAAUAUGUUGUGCUGCGUGCCUUGUUUGGAAGAUUCCAAGAGCUUGAGUACGUCAGUCAAGUGUCUUAUCGGUCUGGGUACAUCUUCAUCCAAACCGACAAGACCAUCUACAACCCAGGAGACACAGUUCGCUUCAGAGCCUUUGCCUCUACUCCAGAGUUUCAGGCUUUCAACAGUACAAUUUCUGUCGAAAUUCAGAACUCUGAUGAAAUUACAAUCCAUGCACAACCCGAGGUCAGAGCAGCAGACGGGGUUUACACCAACACCUACGCACUCUCGGACAUUGCGAAAGAGGGCAAGUGGAAGAUUGUUGCCAAAUUUGACAACUUGAAAGAAAACACAUACAGUGCACCCUUUGAGGUGAAGAAAUACGAACUCCCAGGAUUCAAUGUCUCGCUGGUGCCGACAAAGUUCCAUCUGAGUUUAGAAGAUAAAGAAUUUGAGGUGAAGGUGUACGCCAAAUAUUUGUAUGGCGAGAAAGUAGAUGGCGUCGCCUACGUGGUGUUCGGAAUAGAGAAUGACGGAGUGAAAGUACGAGUCUCCUCCAUGAAGCAAGUCAAAGAUCUGGAUGGUGGGAUUGCCACUUUGACCAUUGAUGAACUUAAGAAAGCCUACCCUGAUGUCAGCCACUUAGACGGCUUGUCCAUAUAUGUCAAAGCUUCCGUGAUGACCACCACAGGAAGUGACCUUGUGGAGGCGGAAAAGUCGGGCAUUAAAAUCAUCUUAGCACCGUACGUUCUUGCCAUUAAGGACACGUCAAGGUUUUAUAAAUCUGGCCUGCCGUUUGACUUGACGGUUACGGUCAGCCACCAUGACGGCUCCCCGGCUCCAAACGUUCCGGUGAAAAUCAGCUUCCUGUCCGCUCCUGUCAAAGUCCACAGCGGCACCAUCAGGGUGUCCCUCAACAUGCCAUGUGGCUUUAGCGUCAGAACUAUAAAGGUAAAUACGGUAGUCCCAGAGCUGAAGCCUGAGCAGCAGGCAAAGACCGAAUGGCCGGUGGAGGCGUCCAUGCCUUUCAGCGUUGUAGAACCUAACCAUCUUUACAUUACUGUAGACAAGAAGGAGGCAAAAUUAGGAGACACUGUGGACUUCCACCUGCAUCUCAGCUUCACAUCCAACCAAAAAAGGACAAACCCUCAACAGAUUUCAUAUACCGUGUUAAACAAGGGAAAGAUGAUCCGGGCAGGCAAAGUGAACGUAACCGAGUACGACGUGGCAAACUUUUCCCUGCUGCUGACGCCAGAGAUGCUGCCUGCUUUCCGCUUUGUGGCAUACUACAUUUUGCCAUUCCCUUAUUCAUUAGAUGUGAUGGCCGAUUCCCUUUUGGUGAAUGUGGAGAGCCGAUGUUUGGGAUCGCUCAAGGUUGAACCGUUAAGGGGGGAGGUGAAGGAAUCGUACUCGCCUGGCGACAGCUUUAACUUUCAACUGAGGGGCGACCCCGGAGCGAAGGUCAGCCUUGUAGCCGUGGACAACUCUGUGUUCCUGUUGAGUGAGAGUCGUCUGACACAGAAGAAGAUUUGGGACACGCUGGGGCAUGGGGAUUUGGGCUGCACUUCAGGCGGAGGGCAGAACAGUAUGGGUGUAUUCCAGGAUGCAGGACUGAAUUUUCACUCAAACUUCAUAGCAUCAACUACAAAUAUGAUGGUUCCAUGCUCCUGGAAGAUCAGGAGGAGGCGCUCGGCUGAAAAACUGCAUCUCCGGGACAAGCUUGAGAAGUCCUAUUCCGAGAGGUUUCUACGGCGCUGCUGCUCCGAUGGCAUGAGGGAGAUUCCCAUGGCGUACUCGUGCCGCCGUCGUGCUCUUUACAUCACUGAGGAGUGGAGCUGCGUGAUGGCUUUUCUCAAAUGCUGCUCGAAGUACAGGGGUGAAGAGCUGGGAAUCAUCGUCACCCCACCACCACCCACAAUCGGAUCUGUACCUGGGGGCGUUCCUAGCCUUGAUGUUAUGCCUUUGCAUAUUCCUGGCCUUUAUUAUGAUCCUCGGGUAGCUGGACCUCUUUCAUGGCCUCCCGCUGGUUCUGUUGUUCCUUCAUUUGGUGGUGCAGCUCUUGCUGGUGAUUCUGGUCCUCUAGUUCCUGGAGGUCCUGUAGGUCCUUUAGGUCCUGUAGGUUCUUCAGGUCCUGUUGGUGGUUAUGGUCUUGGUGCUCGUCCUGCUGCUGGUGCUCUUGUUCCAGCUUUUAUUCAAGAAGGUCUUAGUGUCACGACGGGUGUGGCAGGACUCCACGCACCUACAGGUAGUGAUGAGUACUACGACAAGCUAGAUGACAUUUAUGUACGCACCAAGUUCUUUGAGUCCUGGCUGUGGACAGACGUCCAACUUCCUGAAGCACCUGGGCCAGAUGGAUUGGCAGUAGCACCAGUGGAGUCUGUUCUCCCUGACAGCAUCACUCAGUGGGGGAUUCUGGGGAUCAGUGCAUCAGCUAGCACAGGUUUCUGUGUAGCCGAGCCGUUCAAUAUCCGGGCAUGGAAGCCGUUCUUCAUCAAACUUAGUCUCCCUCGCACCGCAGCCAGAAACGAACAUGUUGAGGUGAAGGCCGUGCUACACAACUACAUGAGCAAGGACCUGAAGGUGCUGUUCAUCUUGUCAAAAAUGGUGAAUAUGUGCAGUGUGGCAUAUACUGAGGAUCACAAGCAGGAGGUUUUUGUGCGAGCUAAAUCCUCUGUGCUCAUCCCCUACACUGUAAUCCCGCUCAAAACAGGAGAGCUCCCCCUGCAGGUCACUGCUGUGUCACACAGCUUCACUGGACGGGACGCAGUCCGGAAAACACUCUGUGUAGUGAUGGAAGGUAUUCAGAAGAUGGAUGUGAGGAGUUUUGUGUUGAAUCCUGCUGAUAAAGGAGACAGUGAAGGAAAUCAAGUGAUUCGGAUGAAAAGAGCUACAUUGAGUUUUGUGGUUCCCAACUCUGUUCCCAAAACACUUGUCAACAUCAGAGGUAAUCUGUUGGCCGACAGCAUUGAUAACUCUAUCAGUCAGGACUCGCUGGCGGCGCUGAUCCAGAUGCCCGGAGGCUGUGUGGAGCAAAACCUGGCUAGCAUCACGCUCCCGCUCAUCGCUGUUCAUUAUCUAGACCGCAGCUCGCAAUGGGAGAGUGUAGGAAUCCAGCGCAGGGAGGUCGCCAUCUCAUACAUAAAAACUGGCUACGAGAACCAGCUUCAUUACCGUAAAUCAGACGACUCGUAUCCACCAUAUAACAAUGAAGGAACAAGCACAUGGAUCACAGCGUUCGUGGUGAAGGUGUUCUCCAUGGCUUAUCCGUUCAUCACGGUGGAUAAGCAGAACAUCUGUCGCCCGCUGCUCUACCUGCUCAAUCACAAGCAGCUUCCAUCUGGAGCGUUCGAGGAGGACAACCCGGUCUAUACCACCUCCAUGACGGGAGGUCUUCAGGGUGCUGAAUCCACGGAAACUCUGACUGCGUUUGUAUUGAUAGCAUUGUCCGAAGCUAGGAAUGCUGUUAAAUGCAGCAGUUCAGAAGUAAACACAGGGGGUAUCGGAUUGAGACUACUGGAUCACGGUUCUUUGGAUUUGCUGUUCCAAAGAGCAGGAGUGUAUCUAAAGGAGCGGUACCACCGGCUGCGCAGGCCGUACUCUGUAGCGAUUGCGUGUUACGCCCUGGCUGUGAGCAAUCAGGGCUGCUCGAAGAGCGUGUUGCUGAAAUCCGCAUCAGCAGACCGUAAGCACUGGCCAGAUGCAGAAAACACGUUCUUCACGCUGGAGGCGACAGGUUAUGCACUGCUAGCCCUGCUUAAAGGAGGCCAUGUUCAGGAGGCGGCCGCUCCGUUUCAGUGGCUGAAUCAGCAGCGACGGGUCGGGGGAGGAUUCGGACCCACCCAGUCCACCAUGGUGGUACUACAGGCUCUGUCCGAGUACCUGGUGAAGGUACCUCCUCCAGCUGACAUGAAUCUGAAAGUGGUACUCAGUGUUCCUGGGCGCUCAGAUAUUCACCAGGCCUUCACCAAACAUCUGGCUCAUGUGGCAUAUUCCUUCUCGGUGCCUACAGAUCAGGACUUCUCAGUAAUGGCCUCAGGAAGUGGUCAGGGGAUCCUGGAGGUGGUAACUGUGUAUAACGAGUUGCCUGAUGUACACAAGAAGAGCUCCUGUAACGGAUUUGAGCUGAACGUCUCUAUUAGCGAGAGCGAUGAGAAGCCUCCAGCAGAGGUCGAGAAGGUGUAUAAACUCAGUAUCAAUGUAAGAGCGCUGGAGCAGCAUCAGGUGCGCAUGGCUGUGUUGGACAUCAACCUGCCGACAGGCUUUGAACCAGAGAACUCCGACUUGGAGCUGCUGACCAACGCUGUGGAUCGCUACAUCAACAAUUUCCAAGUGGUGGACAAUCUGAGCGAUCGAGGUUCCCUCAUCAUUCAUCUGUUCAAGGUCUCCAACAAAGAGGCAGACGUCAUUACGUUCAGGCUGAACCAGAAAUUUAAAGUGGGCCUCCUGCAACCGUCUACAGUUACUGUCUACCAGUAUUACAAUCCAGAUAAACGCUGCAGCAGGUUUUACACUCCACCAGAGGACAAGGAGCAGCUCAGUCAGAUGUGCAAAGGCAAUGUUUGCCGCUGCACGCAGGGUGACUGUUGUGUAGUGAAGACGGACCCUCAGACAGUCGCAGCGAGAAAGACUGCGGCGUGCAGUGGAGUCCAACAUGUGUACAAGGUCCGAGCGUUAAACGCGAGUAUGAGCCAGUAUGAUCGGUACGAGCUAGAGAUCCUGCAGGUCAUAAAAGAAGGCUCUGAAGUUGGUGUAAAAGAAAAGGACACGCGAGUGUUUCUCUCUCACGCUGGCUGCAGGGCGGGGCUAAAUCUGCUCACGGGGCAGGACUACCUCAUCAUCGGUCCACCCUCUGACAUCUGGCAAGCAGGCAGUGAUGAAAACGGUUACACGUACACUCUGGGGAAGAACACGUGGGUGGAGCACUGGCCAUCUGGUGCAUGUGACAAAUGCGCAGAGCUCGACAAUUUUAGCGCCAAACUGCAGAACGAUGGCUGCCAGACCUAAGAAAUGCCACACACACACGCUUACUACACAACACAAUAUAAAAGCCAGUCUGCUACACUACAAGACUUUUUUCCAUGCCAGUCCUUAAUUUGGUUAAAUCUUGUGUUCAGUUUAAAUUUGCACUUUAUGAAUCGCGUUACUGCAUCUCUAUGUGCAGAAAUAUAUAUCUUUCAGCGUGCAUUCUUUACUGCUUUGCAAUUCCUUGCAUCUUUAGUUAUGCUACAUGUGUUCACAACAAUUGUAGAUGGUACAGUCCUGCUAUUUCUUGUGUCAUAGCAUGGAUUCAUUGAAUAAUGUCUAUUGCAUGUAUGUGUAGCUUGUAUACUAUGAGACUUGGUAAAUAAAGCUUGAUUCUUGCUGGGAUCCCA